UUUCACGGCAGUUGGUUCACAUUAGUCCCUAACAAUGAGGGUCUUAAUCUUUGUCUUGUUUUUUUUGGCAGUCUUAGCUUUUGGAGCCAAUAUUCCCCCAAAAUCCUGCCCUUUGGAAAAGGAUUGUGCAAAAGUGGACGAGGAAAGUGCCAUUUGUGGUUUGGAUGAGGAUAUGGGUUGCAUUCGGAAAUAUGCCUCAAGGUGUCAUCUGGAUAUAGCAGCUUGUAAUCAAGGAAAAGAGUUCAAGGACUUUAGUGAUCUUUAUUGCUCAAUGGAGGCAUAUUUCUGUGAAAAGUCACCCACCUAUGAGCGUUGGACCAUUUUCUUUGGCCAUGAAGAUGAUUAAAUUAAGUUGUUAAAAUAAGCAAUUAAGUAAAUCUUUAAGCAACGGAGAAGAUAUAAAUAUUACGCUUAUAAUUAUACAUUUUUGUAAUACCUUUUACUACCUAAGACUUAAGGAGUUAAGCUAAUAAGUCUUUAAAGAGCAUAACCUAGUCAAUUUGCUAUAACAAAUGCCUUUAGCCAAGCUUAUUCUUAAAUAAAUACUGUUUAAAAAUGUAAAUAUAUAAAGGGAAAACAUGUUUACACUUCA
Molecule: messenger RNA, 592 nt
Organism: Drosophila kikkawai
Lineage: Eukaryota; Metazoa; Arthropoda; Insecta; Diptera; Drosophilidae
Molecular function (GO): protein binding
Source: RefSeq, a predicted model, not a curated record